AUGUCUUUUUCCGUUCUUGGGAAAUCUGCGAUAAUUACGGGGGCGGGGUCUGGACUCAACCUCUGUUUUGCGAAAGCUCUUCUAUCUCGAGGCUGUAACGUUCUUCUUGCCGACAUUGCUCUUCGGCCGGAAGCAAAGGAGCUCCUCAGCAAUCAACCGGGUUCUUUGAGGCCCCCCCGCGCUAUCUAUCAGAGAUGCGACGUGACGAAAUGGACAGAUCUCGAAGAGAUGUUCGCUCGUGCAGAGGCGGAGUUUGGCCCUCUGGACAUCGUUUGUCCUGGUGCUGGAGUUUAUGAGCCACUAUGGUCCAAUUUCUGGCACCCUCCUGGCAGCAGCCUAUCGACUGAUAGGACAAAUAGUGACGGGUAUAGGAUGUUAGACAUUAACCUUAUUCACCCCAUUCGAGUUACUCAGCUGGCCAUCAGGCAUUUCCUAGAGCAGAAGAAGCGAGGAAGCAUCGUCCAUAUCUCGAGUAUCGCCGGGCAGGAUGCGUCGCUUCCCACGCCCAUGUACAUCGCGGGCAAAUGGGGUAUUAGCGGAUUUGUGCGCAGUCUGGCGCCAUUAGAAAAGGGCCUUGGAAUUAGGGUAACUGCAGUGGCCCCUGGAGUUGUUAAGACUCCUCUCUGGGUGGAGUCUCCUGAAAAAAUGGAAAUGAUCGCCAAGGGUGAUGAAUGGGUAACACCAGAAGCCGUUGCAGAAGUGAUGGUCGACUUGAUUGAGAAGGACGAGUGCAGGGCUGGAAGGAUCGAUGGUGGGACGAUUUUGGAGGUUGGGAAACGAGUGCGUCGGGUGGAGCAGUUCAAUGAUCCAGGCCCAGGAGGAGCGGGAAAUAUGAUGAGCAAUAAAGACAAGGCUACGAGAAAAAUUGUCGAGAUGUUGAAGGAAGGCGGAUAUUAA
Messenger RNA from Penicillium daleae, 897 nucleotides. Its product is annotated as NAD-dependent 15-hydroxyprostaglandin dehydrogenase. Bases 1 to 897 code for a protein of 298 amino acids. The transcript has 3 exons. NCBI's taxonomy places the organism in Eukaryota, Fungi, Ascomycota, Eurotiomycetes, Eurotiales, Aspergillaceae. The record is from RefSeq and is a predicted model, not a curated record. Gene Ontology annotation, cellular component: cytoplasm. Gene Ontology annotation, molecular function: oxidoreductase activity, acting on the CH-OH group of donors, NAD or NADP as acceptor.